Pantherophis guttatus is the source of this 2984-nucleotide messenger RNA. Lineage: Eukaryota; Metazoa; Chordata; Lepidosauria; Squamata; Colubridae. The record is from RefSeq and is a predicted model, not a curated record.
GAUCCCGAGGCUGCGCAAUGACUGACUGAGGCGAGACCACCGCACAACUGGUCAGUUUAUUCUAGUCAACUGUUAACCAUACAUAGCAACAACGGGGAACUCCUUUUAUACUCGCUGUCAACGUCUUAACCAAUCAGAACUGUUAGAACUUUGCUGCCCUCCACUAGGGGGAGCAGACCGCGGGUAGAACUUAAUACACAACACCCGCCCCUCUCGGUUUGCGCGAGGCUUCAGGAGAAGUUGAGGAUCGGGGCCAGGAUGGCUCUACGCUCUGCGCCCUUCCUGCUCCUGGUGUUGGUGGCGGUCGCCCUACGAGAGAGCUGCUUCGGUUUCUCCUCCCACUCCCUGAAGUAUUUCUCCACCGCCAUCUCAAAGCCCAGUCAGGGGCUGCCCCAGUAUAUCACUCUGGGGUUUGUGGACAGUCAGGUCUUCCUUCACUACGACUGCAAGAGCCGCAAGAUGCAACCUCGAGUCUCCUGGAUAGAGAAGGUGGGGAAAGAGGACCCCCAGUACUGGGACAGAAAGACCCACAGAGAACGUGGCCAUGAGGAGGCCUUCAGAAAUCACCUGGAGUUUCUGAGGACUCUCUACAAUCAGAGCGAAGAUUUUCACACUUUUCAGUUGAUGUCUGGCUGUGAGCUCCGGGGGGACGGGAGCAAAGGAGGGUUUGAGCAGUAUGGCUACGACGGGAGGACCUUCGUCACCUUCGACAAGGAGACCCUCACCUGGGUGGCUCCCGACCCCCAAGCCCAGAUCACCAAGAGAAAAUGGGAUGCUAUUCCAGGAUGGAAUCAGGGAAGGAAGGCCUACCUGGAGGGGGAAUGCAUUGAGUGGCUGCGGAGGUACCUGUCUUAUGGGAAGGAAACCCUGCUGAGGACAGAUCCCCCAGUGGUGACAGUGACCAGAAGGACAGAGGCCAAGGAUGGGAUGGAGACGCACAUCUGCCGCAUGGAUAACUUCUACCCCAGGGAGAUCGAUGCCUCCUGGACGAGGGAUGGGGAGGUGUGGCUACAGGACACCCUCCAUGGAUCUGUGGUCCCCAAUGCGGAUGGGACCUACCACUACUGGCUCAGCAUCCAGAUCGAUCCCAAAGAGAGGGGCCGCUAUCGGUGCCACGUGGAGCAUGACGGCCUGCAGGAGCCUCUGGACGUGGCCAUAAAGGAAUCCAACCUGGCGCUCAUCAUCGGCUGCAUUGUGGCUGCUCUUGCCCUGGUGUGUGUGAUUGUUGGGACUUUGAUAUUCUUCAGCGCCUCCUCCCACUCCAUGAAGUAUUUCUACACCGGCAUCUCGGAGCCCACUCAGGGGCUGCCCCACUUUGUCGCUCUGGGGUUUGUGGAUGAUCAACUCUUCAGUUACUACGACAGCCACAGCCAGAAGCUGCAGGCUCGAGUCUCCUGGAUGGAGAAGGUGAGGAAGGAGGAUCCCCAGUACUGGGACAGAAACACCCGGAAUUUUCGUGGCACUGAGGAGGUGUUCAGAGAAGGCCUGGAGAUUCUGAGGAGUCGCUACAAUCAGAGCGAAGGCCUGCACACAUGGCAGAACAUGUAUGGCUGUGAGCUCCGGGGAGACGGGAGCAAAGGAGGGUUUGACCAAUAUGGCUACGAAGGGAGGACCUUCAUCACCUUCGACAAGGAGACCCUCACCUGGGUGGCUCCUGUCCCCCAGGCCCAGAUCACCCAGAGGAAAUGGGAUGCCGAUCCAGGAAUGACUCAGGGAAACAAGGCCUACCUGGAGAAAAUCUGCAUUGAGUGGCUGGAGAAGCACCUGUCCUAUGGGAAUGAGACGCUACUGAGGAGAGAGACCCCAAAGGUGACGGUGAGCAGCAGGACAGAGGUGGAGGAUGGGAUGGAGACGCACGUCUGCCGAGUCCAUGGCUUCUACCCCAGGGAGAUCGAUGCCUCCUGGACGAGGGAUGGGGAGGUCUGGCUACAGGACACCCUCCAUGCGUCUGUGGCCCCCAAUGCUGAUGGGACCUAUCACGACUGGAUCGGCAUCCGGAUCAGUGCCAAAGAGAGAGACCGCUAUCGAUGCCACGUGGAUCAUGACAGCCUGCAGGAGCCUCUGGACUUGGAACUGAAGGAACCAACCAAUUCAAAAUCCAACCUGGGGCUCAUCAUUGGCUGCGUUGUGGCUGCUCUUCUCCUGGUGUGUCCGAUUGUUGGGAUCCUGGUAUUCUUCAAUAUACGUCAGGAUGGCUACCAAGCAACGCCAAGGGACGCUCCCAGCAGAAAGAAAGAAGAAUAAAGGGGGAUGAGCCUUCUUCUGAAUUAGGCCGGACUCUUAGCAGGAGCCCUUCAGGCCCUUCCUGCAUGCUGGAACCAGGAUGGAUUUUGGGUCUUUCAUUAUUGCUUUUAUCAUUGAAUCAGUAACCUUUUUUUAAUUAUGAUUGAGGAUCAGAGGAGAAAAGAAUAUAUUAUGUGUUACUAAUUGUGGAAUCAAAAGAUUUCAAAUUGGGUUUUGUAGAUCAUAGUUUCUAAUAGGAAGGUUGCCUAACAGCCUUAAUGGGCUUUUGCUGAUUAGUCUGCGUGGAUGGAGAUUAGAGGUUAAAGAUGAGGUUUUAGAGAUGGGUUUAUAGAGAAUGGAGAACGAGGAAUAGGAUGAAGAGUUCAUUGGUUUUACUUUAAGAAAGAUUUAUAAAUUGUUAAUUUUCAUUAUAUUUUCAUUAUAGAUAAAGAUGGAGGGUUUUUUUCUUUUUUUCCUUGUGUUAGUUUUAUCUGUUUAAUCUUCAAUAAAACUAUUACUAAGGGAAAUGUGCAUUUUGAAAUUAUUUGACCAUAUAUUUGAUAACACAAAGUUUGACAAAUAAUCACUAUACCGAGUGUAACAUCCAACACUGAUUUUUUAUAGAUUGCCAAUUAAGGAUUUUCAUGAUUUAGAAAAAUGGAUCAUGAAAUCAAUUCUCAGGCUGCUGCCUCCUUAACAAUGGCACAUCUUUUGUAAAUUUGCCAAAAUUGGUGAAAAUAAAUGGUUUUGUUUUCAUCUUA